AUGCCUGGACGAACAGAGGCGCAGGAGGUGGACAUGCACGACGUCCCGACGUCUGCUCAGGACGAGGUCGCCCAGGAUGCCGAAAUGCGGGAGGAUGCCGAGGCCGAGGAGGAAGAGGAGGAGGAGGAAGUUGAGCCUCAGCGAGUGCGAAUUCUCCCUGGUUCGACGGACACGGCGGCUUCAUUUGAGUUUACUGAUGAGGGCCAUACGCUGGGCAAUGCCCUGAGAUAUGUCAUUAUGAAAAACCCUGAUGUCGAGUUUUGCGCCUACUCCAUUCCCCAUCCCUCUGAGCCCAAGAUGAACAUCAGAAUACAAACAUACGAUGGAACGGCCGUCAACGCCCUUAAGAAGGGCUUGAGCGACCUCCAGGACGUGUGCGACGUGGUCGCCGAGGAGUUCUGGACAAAGAGGCAGCAGUUCAACGCAGAGCAGGGCAUUGACCGAUGA
Messenger RNA from Trichoderma citrinoviride, 447 nucleotides. Its product is annotated as RBP11-like subunits of RNA polymerase. Gene Ontology annotation, molecular function: DNA binding; DNA-directed RNA polymerase activity; protein dimerization activity. NCBI's taxonomy places the organism in Eukaryota, Fungi, Ascomycota, Sordariomycetes, Hypocreales, Hypocreaceae. Gene Ontology annotation, biological process: DNA-templated transcription. The record is from RefSeq and is a predicted model, not a curated record. Gene Ontology annotation, cellular component: RNA polymerase I complex; RNA polymerase III complex. The transcript is spliced from 4 exons. The coding region runs from base 1 to 447 and encodes 148 amino acids.